GUUGGUUCUCCUGCCAUGCCAUCGUGUCGUUCUUUCGGCACUGGUGGCAUCCGGCUGCCAGGGGACCAAGUUAAUCUCCAGCACUCUAUUGCAGGGCAGUUCAUGGCGCCUCACUUCGGCCCGCUCCCCUGGGAGGCCGCUCCCCUCCGCCGCUCUCCACUCUCAGAAGCUCCGCCCCCCGGCCGGGGGCCGGAAGCCGCUGCCGGGUGCCCUGUGAACCGGGAAGGGCUCGGUUUGAAUGAGAUCCGGCUGAUUCACCGCGGCCCGGGAGGCUCCGGCCCAGCUGUCAGCCCUGGGAGUCAACGGUGUCCCCUAUGCCUCAGACAGAAGGAAACAAUCAAAAUACCUGUUGCCAGCUUUGGAAGGAAAGGAGGAAAGAGACCUACUGGUGUCAUCUUUACAGUCAAAAAGUGGGAGCUGCUGCCGAGUUUGUUCUGUGAGCAUCUCUUGCUGAACACCAGAAAUAUGGAUAGACUUCUGCGACUGGGAGGAGGUAUGCCUGGGCUGGGACAGGGGCCACCGACAGAUGCUCCUGCAGUUGACACAGCGGAACAGGUUUAUAUCUCUUCCCUUGCACUGCUGAAAAUGUUGAAGCAUGGUCGUGCUGGUGUCCCUAUGGAAGUUAUGGGUCUGAUGCUUGGGGAAUUUGUUGAUGAUUAUACUGUGAGAGUGAUUGAUGUUUUUGCAAUGCCACAGUCUGGAACGGGUGUCAGUGUGGAGGCAGUUGAUCCUGUAUUUCAGGCAAAAAUGUUGGAUAUGCUGAAACAGACGGGAAGACCUGAGAUGGUAGUUGGUUGGUAUCACAGUCAUCCUGGCUUUGGCUGUUGGUUGUCUGGUGUAGAUAUUAAUACUCAGCAGAGCUUUGAAGCCUUAUCAGAAAGAGCUGUUGCUGUGGUGGUGGAUCCCAUUCAGAGUGUAAAAGGAAAGGUUGUUAUUGAUGCCUUCAGAUUGAUCAAUGCUAAUAUGAUGGUCUUAGGACAUGAACCAAGACAAACAACUUCAAAUCUGGGUCACUUAAACAAGCCAUCUAUCCAGGCACUAAUCCAUGGACUAAACAGACAUUACUAUUCCAUCACCAUCAACUACAGGAAGAAUGAACUAGAACAGAAGAUGCUGCUAAAUUUGCAUAAGAAGAGUUGGAUGGAAGGUUUGACACUUCAGGACUACAGUGAACAUUGCAAACUCAAUGAAACAGUAGUGAAGGAGAUGUUAGAAUUAGCUAAGAAUUAUAACAAGGCUGUUGAAGAAGAAGAUAAGAUGACACCUGAACAGCUGGCAAUAAAAAAUGUUGGCAAGCAGGACCCUAAACGUCAUUUAGAAGAGCAUGUGGAUGUGCUGAUGACCUCAAACAUUGUCCAGUGUUUAGCUGCUAUGUUGGAUACAGUUGUAUUUAAAUAACUGAUCUACCAUUUGUGACACUUUCUGUGUAUAUUUGUUUAUUGUUUCUAAUACUCAUAAAACAGAGACUGUUGAGGCUCUAUUUGAUUAAACGGAGACAUCUGACUUCAUUUGCAAUGUAAGUGCAGCACUAUAACACCUCUCAGUCUCUAAUUGUGCAUUUGCUUCAGUUUCUUUAUGCCAGGGUCCUCACAGAUUCCAAAGCAUUCAAGAACACCAUGUGGGAAAAAA
Cyanistes caeruleus (blue tit) is the source of this 1629-nucleotide messenger RNA. It is a transcript of the gene PSMD14, whose product is annotated as proteasome 26S subunit, non-ATPase 14. The record is from RefSeq and is a predicted model, not a curated record. NCBI's taxonomy places the organism in Eukaryota, Metazoa, Chordata, Aves, Passeriformes, Paridae. Gene Ontology annotation, molecular function: protein binding; metallopeptidase activity.